AGGUGCAAUUAGCUAUGCAUGACAUAGUUUAACCCUUCACCAACGUCUUCUGCAUGGUACACUAACCCCAGCCAGUAAAGACCUUAUUUAACCAUGGUUAGGUCUACUGAACGCUAUAUAAACUCAACGUCUCGGGCUACUUAACUCAUUCAUUCUUCAUUCUCACACACACCUUCAAAGUUUCAAAUUCUCUCUUCACAAGCUCUAACAGUGAAAACACAAUCGCCGGUGAUAUCUUUGUAUUUACGACGUUUCUCUAAGCUUUAAUUAUAUACAAAGUCUACAAUUUCCCAUUAACAACACAAACAAACACCAACAAUGGGAAACUGCAUACCUUGUUCUGCUUCAGAAACCACCCAGGCAACCAUCUCCGUCAAUCAUCGAAGCACCAACACCAAACCCUCUUCCACCACAGGGACAUCAAUUGGAACGAGUAAUGCUGUGGGAAUUUCGGACUUGAAGGUGUACACGUAUUCGGAUUUGAAGAAGUGUACUAGAGGUUUUAAGUCUGAUAUGGUUUUGAGUGUGGGGUGGUUUGGGACUGUGUAUAAAGGUUGGGUGGAUGAAAAGACUUUGUUGCCCUCCAAGAAAUGGACUGGGUUUACGGUGGCUGUUAAGAAGUUGAAUCAUGAGAGUGUUCAAGGGUUUCAGGAAUGGCAGUCCGAAGUGAACUUCUUGGGACGGCUUUCUCAUCCUAACGUGGUGAAGCUUCUUGGGUACUGCAGGGAAGAUAGAGACCUUCUACUUGUAUACGAGUUUAUGAAGAAGGGAAGCUUAGAAAACCAUCUUUAUGGACGAGGAUCUGCAGUUCAACCACUUUCUUGGAAUUUACGGCUUAAAAUAGCCAUUGGUGCAGCUCAGGGACUAGCUUUUUUACACAGUUCAUAUGACAACGUCAUUUACAGAGAUAUUAAGGCCUCUAAUAUAUUUAUUAAGGCCUCUAAUAUAUUGCUCGAUAGGGUGAGAGUUUUAUAUAACUUUUUUACCUUCCUACUUUUGCUUCUAUAUAAUAUAAUGCAUCAUUUUGGGUUGGCGAAACUAGGUCCUCCAGGACGAGGGUCACAGGGCUAUGCUGCUCCUGAGUACCUUGCUACAGGCCAUUUGUACGUACAGAGUGACGUGUAUGGAUUUGGGGUUGUGCUACUUGAACUGAUGAUGGGUCUACGAGCACUUGACCCAAAAAGGCCCGGCCCACAGGUUAACCUGGUCGGGUGGGCCAAACCGUUGCUCCCAAACAGGAUGAAGUUAAAAACAAUAAUGGAUGCAAGGAUGGAAGGCAAAUACUCAAGUAAAGGUGCAAUAAUGCUUGCUCAACUCAUCCUUCGUUGCCUAGAAGAGGAACCACGAAAACGGUCCGCCAUGAAAGAAGUGGCGGAUAUUUUGGAGCAGAUAUAUGCUAUCAAGGUCAAAACCUAA
Messenger RNA from Helianthus annuus (common sunflower), 1416 nucleotides. Its product is annotated as probable serine/threonine-protein kinase PIX13. The coding region runs from base 319 to 1416 and encodes 365 amino acids. Gene Ontology annotation, molecular function: protein kinase activity; ATP binding. The transcript has 7 exons. Lineage: Eukaryota; Viridiplantae; Streptophyta; Magnoliopsida; Asterales; Asteraceae. The record is from RefSeq and is a predicted model, not a curated record. Gene Ontology annotation, biological process: protein phosphorylation.